Suillus subaureus is the source of this 717-nucleotide messenger RNA. RefSeq lists its product as uncharacterized. Lineage: Eukaryota; Fungi; Basidiomycota; Agaricomycetes; Boletales; Suillaceae. The transcript has a single exon. Bases 1 to 717 code for a protein of 238 amino acids. The record is from RefSeq and is a predicted model, not a curated record.
AUGGCCCGUAUCGCUUCGGACCCGGUUCUAGACAUCCAGCCUGAUUUUUCUUCACCCACCUUCGAGGGUCUUAGAAAUUGCAUCAUCGGAGGAACUCAGACGACACACGAAGAAGUCACCAACAAGCUUGCCACUGCAUGGGAACAAGAUCGCGACCUCAGAGUUGUCGCAUGGACAAGGCAAGUUGACGAAGACCAGCGUCUUGCAGCUCACACAGCACAAACAGAGCGGGAACGAGUAGACCAGGAACGCUUGCGCCUGGAACAAGAAGCCGAAGCAGAACUUCGCGAAGCAGAGAAGAAGAAACCAAAGAUCAACGAUUUCAAAAUCGGGGCGGCUGUCGGCGACACCCUUACCCCCUGCCCUUCCCAAUAUGCGAUCCAUAAACUCAAGUCCUUCGAGUAUGUUGAACUCUGGUACUUCAGCCCAGAUGGAUGCAGAGAGACAGCUGAUGAUGCCAAGACCAGUGCAGAUGACACCUUCGGCCUCACCAAAGUCGAAGACUUCGUCACCCUCAAACCAGUCGCAUCCUUCAAAGCCUCCCGCAAAGCCAUCCAAGACCACAGUCUUGAGUGGCGCCAAUUUGACCUUGCCAAGAACAGCUUCCUGUUGUACAUCAACAAGCUCAAAUGGCCAGACAAGCAUCAGCGAGCUCUCACGAUGUUCUUCAUGAACAUUGUGUCUCAUCCCUCCCGCUCUGAACCAUACAGAGAAUGA